CUAGGUACACACAAAAACGUUACCAGAAUUUCAUGAUGAAAAUUGCUAGUGGAUUUUUUCCAUUAACACAUUAGAGGGAUUUUUUGUGUCAAACUAAACUUCAGCUUUUUGGUUGUCAUGCUCCUAUUGACUAUUAUUGACUGAUGAGAAGAAAAAACUAGUCCACAAGUGUCAAACAAGUACUAUGGGCGGUGACAUGUUUCAUCAUAAAUACAUGAAACUUAAAUAGGUUUAUAUUUAUAUAUAUACACAUACACGCAUCAACCGCUUCAUAUAGGGUUGAUAAACUUUAACUCCUGAAUUCAACUGUGGUCUUCUUUCUCUUUUCUGAUUUUGCAAGUCUAAGGAAAAAUGGUUUCAGCUUCUUCUCCUCCUUCUAAGGCAAUGGAACUUCAAUCAGAUAAAAAAUGUGUGGAGAAUGGUCCUACUCGCAAUGCCAAAUGGUGGUACUCAACUUUUCACACUGUGACAGCCAUGAUUGGUGCAGGUGUUCUCAGUCUGCCCUAUGCCAUGGCAUAUCUAGGAUGGGUGCCAGGGACCUUGAUGUUGUUGUUAGCUUGGUGUCUGACCUUAAACUCAAUGUGGCAAAUGGUCCAACUCCAUGAGUGUGUUCCUGGAACUCGGUUUGAUCGAUACAUUGAUCUUGGUAGACAUGCUUUUGGACCAAAGUUAGGACCAUGGAUUGUGCUGCCGCAGCAACUGAUUGUCCAAGUUGGGUGUGACAUUGUUUAUAUGGUCACUGGAGGGAAGUGCCUAAAGAAGUUCAUGGAGGUUGCUUGCACCAAUUGCACACAACUCAAGCAGUCCUAUUGGAUUCUCAUUUUUGGUGCCAUCCAUUUCUUUCUGUCUCAGCUUCCCAAUUUCAAUUCUGUAGCAGGGGUUUCUCUAGCAGCUGCUGUGAUGUCACUAAGCUAUUCAACUAUAUCCUGGGUGGCUUGUUUGGAUAGAGGUCGUGUUGACAAUGUUAGCUACGCAUACAAGCAAACCAGUUCUGCUGACUUAAUGUUCCGAAUGUUCAAUGCACUUGGUCAAAUUUCAUUUGCAUUUGCUGGCCAUGCUGUGGCCCUUGAAAUUCAGGCCACAAUUCCAUCAACCCCUGAGAAGCCCUCAAAGAUACCAAUGUGGAAAGGUGCUAUUGGUGCCUAUGUCAUCAAUGCCAUAUGCUAUUUCCCAGUUGCACUUGUAGGAUAUUGGGCCUUUGGAAGAGAUGUUGAGGAUAAUGUGCUUAUGGAAUUUGAAAAACCAGCAUGGCUCAUUGCCUCAGCUAACUUGAUGGUGUUCAUUCAUGUCAUUGGUAGCUACCAGGUUUAUGCUAUGCCUGUUUUUGACUUGAUUGAGAAGAUGAUGACCAAAAAAUUGAACUUCCCUCCGGGACUAGCACUUAGACUUGUUGCUAGAUCUACUUUUGUAGCUUUUACCUUGUUUGUUGGGGUCACAUUCCCUUUCUUUGGUGAUCUUCUGGGGUUCUUUGGUGGCUUUGGUUUUGCUCCUACUUCAUACUUUCUUCCUAGCAUAAUGUGGCUGAUAAUCAAGAAGCCAAAGAGAUUCAGCAUCAACUGGUUCAUCAAUUGGGCUUCAAUAUACAUUGGGGUGUGCAUUAUGUUGGCAUCUACAAUUGGUGGCUUAAGGAACAUUGUUACUGAUGCCUCUACUUAUAAGUUUUACACCUAAAAUAUGUUAUAUUAUUGCAAAACUAUGCAGUAUCAGCAAUUAAUCUAGAUUUGCUGAGUAUGUAUCUAAUUAACAGUGUCCUUUGUUCCUAUAUAUAAGCUGCAACCCUUUUAGUCCUC
Cajanus cajan (pigeon pea) is the source of this 1790-nucleotide messenger RNA. Its product is annotated as lysine histidine transporter-like 6. NCBI's taxonomy places the organism in Eukaryota, Viridiplantae, Streptophyta, Magnoliopsida, Fabales, Fabaceae. The record is from RefSeq and is a predicted model, not a curated record.